CAGAAGAAGCGGAAGCAGCAGGGGGUACCUGGCAUGGGGCAGCAGGGGCCUGAGCCCCAGACCUCCGAUGACAAGGAACCCUGCACCAAACGGGUGAAACCUGUCGCCAAGACCCUGUCGGGCUCGGGGCCCCCGUCGGCCAAGGUGACGCCCCUGAAACGCCUGAGCCAGUCGAUCCAGAGGUCCAUCAGCUUCAAGGCGGAGCCCCGCCCCCCAGGCUACGUCCCGCCCCCCCGGGCCGGGGGCUGCCGGCGCCGCAGCA
Messenger RNA from Terrapene triunguis (Three-toed box turtle), 262 nucleotides. Its product is annotated as rho guanine nucleotide exchange factor 3-like. NCBI's taxonomy places the organism in Eukaryota, Metazoa, Chordata, Testudines, Emydidae. The transcript has 3 exons. The annotation marks the transcript as partial. The record is from RefSeq and is a predicted model, not a curated record.